This is a messenger RNA of Glycine soja, 3123 nucleotides long. Its product is annotated as cysteine-rich receptor-like protein kinase 10. The record is from RefSeq and is a predicted model, not a curated record. Gene Ontology annotation, molecular function: ATP binding; protein kinase activity. Gene Ontology annotation, biological process: protein phosphorylation. Bases 92 to 2899 code for a protein of 935 amino acids. The transcript is spliced from 6 exons. Lineage: Eukaryota; Viridiplantae; Streptophyta; Magnoliopsida; Fabales; Fabaceae.
UUGACUCGUGUCGUCUAGCUUCAAACUGCACAAGGAAUAUAUAGUAGUGCUACUGCUACCGAAGAUUAACAAACAAAUCAAAUUAAAAUCGAUGGCUUCCUUAAAGCUUGUGUACAUCUUUACCCUUCUCAGCUUCAUCAAUUUCGUAACCACUAAAGCACAGCACGGUCGUGGUUAUUCAUUCCCCGAUUGUUCUUCAAGCAUAACCACCCCAAACAGCCCCUACCAAUUGAACUUGAGGAGACUUCUGUCUUAUCUAUCUUCCAACGCCACUUCUAGCAGGCAAUUCUAUAAUACCACCGUCACCAGUAGAAACCACUCCGACAGUACUGUCUACGGAAUGUUCUGGUGCGGGGGUGACGUCCCCACCCAGCUUUGUAGCGAGUGCGUCGCAAACGCAACCAAAUCAAUAUUCUCAGAUCCAGAUUCUUAUCCAAAUUGUUCCUUGUCCACAGAUGCGAGGAUUUGGUACGACUACUGCAUGAUUCGCUUCUCAAACAGUUCUUUCUUCUCCACAGUUGACUCAGGACUAAUCAGCGCUGGAUGCGACCCUUUCGAUGUGUCCAACCAGACAAACUGGGUGAGUGUGCUUUCCAAAACGAUUAACGAAGCAGCAGAUGAGGCAGCGAAUUCGACUGUUAAAUAUGCAACAAAGGAAGCAAGGAUAUCCGGAGGAUUUCAGAGCCUUUACUGUGAGGCACAGUGCACACCUGACCUCUCACCCCAAGAUUGUAGAAAAUGUCUAAAUGUUGCCAUAACCUAUUCUCAACAGUCCUGUCAAGGCUUCCUGGACUAUUAUUCUCUCAGCUGUACAAUCAUGUGCAAUUCCUACCCUUUCUAUCGCCCCGGUACUGCUCCGGCACCAAAAGGACUCGUUCCAGCUCUCACGAAUUCUUCCAAUGUUACAGAUCACUCACAAGAUCCUGCAGCUUAUCUUUCCCACAAUUGUUCCAUAAACAAGAUCACCACCGACAUCACUUUUCUGUCAAAUCUCAAGACACUUCUCUCCUUCUUGUCUUCUAAUUCCACCAUCAAAACCAGUUUCAAGACCACCGUCAGCACGAUCGGUGGCCUCUUCAUGUGCCUCGGGGACCUUUCUCUUACCCUUUGCCAGCUUUGUGUCCAAGAUGCAAUUCAAAGAAUAUCCUCAGUGUGCCCUUACUCCAAAGAGGCCAUCAUUUGGUACAAUCACUGCUUGCUUCGCUAUAACGAUACCCCGUCUUACUCCACACUCAACACAAGUAGCCCUUCCUAUCGCGACUUCCACACCCUCAAUACUACCAAACCCAACCAGCUUCAAAGCUUCUUCACUUGGACUCUGGCCAAUACAUUAUACAAAGUGCAGUAUGAGACAGAUGACAGUACCAUUAAGAAUUAUGCAAAAAAAGAAGAAAAACUGAAUGAUCACCAAACCCUCUAUACUCUUGCUCAGUGCACGCCAGAUCUAGUUAAUCACGAUUGCCAAGACUGUCUAGAAAACAUUUUCAAAUACGAAAUUCCAUGGUGUUGUAUGGAAAGUCCAGAGGGACAAGUACUAUAUCCUAGCUGCUUUAUCAAGUUUGGAUUGUCCCCAUUUUACACAGAUGCUUCCCAAGAUGAGGCUCGCAGGCCAGCUACAGGAAAUAAGAAACCUAGGCCACGAACAAUUAUCUUUAUUGUAGUCCCGAUCGUUAUCUCGACGGUACUCUUUUCCUUUUGCUGCUAUUUGUUGCGAGGGAUAAAAAGAAGAAAAGAUAAUUAUAAAACUCCUCUCACAAAAAACUUUGUUCCGGAAAGUAUCACUUUAGAAGGGUUGCAAUUUGAUUUAACUACCGUUAAAGUAGCAACAAAUAAUUUUUCGCACGAGAAUAAGAUUGGUAAAGGUGGAUUUGGAGUCGUUUAUAAGGUGAGAAAUGUGAUUUUUUUUUUCUUUUUGAUCAUGUUUUCAAGAGAAACAAAUAAUGAUUUAUAUAUUUUUCAGGGUACUCUUUGUGAUGGACGACAAAUAGCUGUAAAGAGACUUUCAACAAGUUCUAAGCAAGGCUCAAUUGAGUUUGAAAAUGAGAUUUUAUUAAUAGCCAAGCUACAACAUAAAAAUCUUGUGACUUUUAUAGGUUUUUGCUCAGAAGAACAAGAAAAAAUUCUUAUUUACGAAUACCUACCAAAUGGGAGCCUUGAUUACCUUUUAUUUGGUACUAGGCAACAAAAGUUAAGUUGGCAAGAGCGUUACAAAAUUAUAAGAGGAACUGCUUCGGGAAUUCUUUACUUGCAUGAAUAUUCUCGAUUAAAAGUUAUACAUCGUGAUCUCAAACCUAGUAAUGUUUUAUUAGAUGAAAAUAUGAAUCCAAAAUUAUCAGAUUUUGGCAUGGCUAAAAUUGUUGAAAUGGAUCAAGAUUGUGGAAAUACCAAUAGAAUUGCAGGAACAUAUGGUUAUAUGUCACCAGAAUAUGCAAUGUUUGGACAAUUUUCGGAGAAGUCAGAUGUUUUUAGUUUUGGUGUCAUGAUUCUUGAGAUUAUUACAGGAAAAAAGAAUGUAAAAUUUAACGAAUUAGACAAUAUUGAAGAAGGUCUUAUAGGUUAUGUUUGGAGACGAUGGAAGGAUCAAGAACCAUUAAGCAUCUUGGAUUCACACAUAAAAGAAAGUUAUUCACAAAUGGAAGUUCUUAAAUGCAUUCAUAUUGGCUUAUUAUGUGUUCAGGAAGAUCCAAAUAUUAGACCUACAAUGACAACGGUUAUUUCAUAUCUUAAUAAUCACUCACUUGAAUUGCCAUCUCCACAAGAACCAGCAUUUUUUUGGCACAGGCUUAGAGUGGAUCAAGGGAUAGCUAUGCCACAAGAAUCAAGUUCUAAUCAAGUGGCCAACGGUUUCACACUAUUCUCUAUCAAUGAAAUGUCCAUGAGUAAUUUUUAUCCUCGAUAGUUCGUUAAUUCUUUAUUUGACAAUGCUACCUACUUAUGUUUCAAAUGUAUAAUAAACUUUUGUUGGCACUUGUAUAUUUUGGUAAAGAUUGGAUUAUGAUUUUUUUUUUAUAGUGCUAUUAUUUUCAAGUCUAAAGUUAUUUGGUUUGUUAGAUUAUGUAAGGUCCAUCCUAAGAUUCUAAUUAGAAAGAAUCCCAUAUAUUUUUAGCAAACAUUUAAAGUUAA